AUGAAUGUUUCCAUCAUAGACCUCACAGAGGACCCGAUAACCUCAACAAAAAAAGCUUCCUCUGUUCACGAUGUCAACUGUGUAGAUCCUCCUUUUGGUUCAAGAUUCCUCGUAGAUCCGUCGUUAACAUUUACCCAAAAUGCCUGGGACCACGUUCCUCCGCCAGUGGAUCAAGGAGCUACGAUCGCCACGUCUUUAGCACGUCAGCGAGCAGCUGUAGUGAGUGAAGAGGAGCGGCUGAAGCUGAACUCGAAGCCUGCGAAGUACUGGGAUAAUUUCUACAAGAAUAACGAGGCGAAUUUUUUCAAGAAUCGGAAGUGGCUCCAUAAUGAGUUCCCGGAUUUGGUUGCUGCUGCAGAGCCUGGUGCCGGUUCUGUAAAAAUAGCAGAGUUUGGAUGUGGUGCAGGCAACUCGAUCUUCCCUGUUUUGUCCGUAAAUCAGAACCCUCAACUCGAACUGUACGCGUACGAUUACUCAAACCAUGCAGUCAAACUGGUCCAGCACAAUCCUCUUUACGCGUCUCCUCCAUGUGGAUCUAUUCACUCUGCAGUCUGGGACCUUUCCUCAGAUGACUCACUGCCACCUGGUCUGGCUCCAGCCUCCGUUGAUAUUGUCAUCCUUGUCUUCGUCCUAUCUGCGUUACAUCCAGACGAAUGGGCUUCCGCUAUCCGAAAUCUACGGAAGGUGCUCAAGCCAGGGACUGGGAAGGUAUUGUUUAGGGAUUACGGGAGAUAUGACCUAACGCAGUUGCGGUUCAAGAGCGGGAGGAUGAUGGGUGAUAAUUUUUACAAAAGAGGUGAUGGAACCAGGGUGUACUUCUUUGAGUUGGGUGUGUUCUUUUCUUUCCGACUAUCUAAGGAGGAGAGGGACCACGCUAAUCUCGGAACGAGCACAAGUGAGGUCCUCGAUGGGGAAGACGAUGACGGUUCAAUAGGCGCGGGUUCGAUUACCACCGUGAAAUUACCCAAAUCAUCGCCUGAGCUUACAACGAAUUCACAAAAUGCAAUCUUACCAUCGCCUUUUUCACAACUGUCAGUCCCCCCUUCGACAACUGAUGAUUCCACGAAGGAAUACGAAUCUCCAUCCGAAAAUGAUGCAGAAAUUCAUCCGAACCUGCUGAAUCCCUCAUUCCCAUUCCUGCGGGACGACGUAGACGACACAAGUGAUAUAGACGAUCACAAUAACCGACCUUUGAGUCAGACGCUUCGUCAUCGUCCUUUGUUCACCAUCGCCAACCUAGGAAUUGACCGGAGGCUGAUCGUGAAUCGGAAACGCCAGCUGAAGAUGUAUAGGGUAUGGAUGCAGGGCAUUUUUCGGAGAGUGUAA
Lentinula edodes (shiitake mushroom) is the source of this 1326-nucleotide messenger RNA. RefSeq names its product actin filament binding protein. The transcript is spliced from 5 exons. The coding region runs from base 1 to 1326 and encodes 441 amino acids. Lineage: Eukaryota; Fungi; Basidiomycota; Agaricomycetes; Agaricales; Omphalotaceae. Gene Ontology annotation, molecular function: tRNA (cytidine-N3)-methyltransferase activity. The record is from RefSeq and is a predicted model, not a curated record.